AAACGGCUUAUUCUAAGUAAGAUGCCCAGUGGCAUUUAAACUGCCAAAAACCAUAGACGAAGAAAUAGAGGAAAAGAAGAAUAAGAGGAGGAGGAGGUGAGAAAUCAGUGCAUUCUUCAGACGGCUGCGGUAGGAUGGGUCGCGGUGAGGAGCUCAGUGACUUUCAGCGGGGCACUGUGGUCGGAUGCCACAUGUGUAAGAAAUCCGUCCGUGAGAUUUCUGCAAUGUUAAACCUGCCGCGGUCCACCGUGAGCGCUGUGAUUUUGAAGUGGAAACGUGGAGGAAUAACGACGGCUCUGCCACGGAGCGGCCGACCGCACAAGCUCAAAGAGGAGGACCGUCAAGUGCUGGAGAAGGUAGCGCUGGAAAAUAGUUUGCCCACGGUGGAAGCGCUCACCACCGAGUUUCAGACUGCCUCCGGGGCCAACGUGAGCUCCAGAACCGUCCGCCGGGAGCUUCAUGAGAUGGGCUUCCGUGGUCGAGUGUCUUCAUACAGCAAGCAUAAAGGAGGGGAGGAAGCAGAGGCAGCCCCGAGCCAAGAGGAAGACACGGUGGACGUGUCUCGUCUGGACCUGCGUGUUGGACGUAUUAUCACAGCUCUGCAGCUUCCAGAGACUGACAGUCUUUAUAUGGAGCAGGUCGAUGUUGGGGAGGCUUCUCCCAGGACAGUGGUCAGCGAGCUCGCUAAGCAUAUACCUGUGGAUCAGAUGCAGAACCGCAUGGUCGUCCUGCUUUGUAACCUGAAGCCAGCGAAGAUGAGAGGAGUGAUGUCCCAGGCUGUGGUCAUGUGUGCCAGCUCACCAGACAAGGUCGAAAUCCUUGAUCCUCCAAGUGGAGCAGUACCAGGGGACAGAGUUACUUUCCAGGGCUUCCCAGGCGAACCGGACGAAGAGCUGAACCCCAAAAAGAUGGUGUGGGAGCAGAUUCAGCCAGACCUACGCACAGACGGCCAGUGUGUUGCAACUUACAAAGGAGCUGCCUUUGAAGUUGUCGGCAAGGGAGUGUGCAAAGCCCGAACCAUGAGCGACACUGAAAUCAAAUAAACUAACAUAGCUGCUCAAAAUACAGUAGCUCAGUACGAAUCGCUGCAGCCAGACAGGAUCCAAAAUGUUGUGGAAAGCCUCUCUAGAAGAGUGGAAGCUGCAUGUUAAUAAUGCCCACAGUUUUGGAAUGAGAUGUCCAACAAUCACAUGGCUGUUAUGUUUGAGUGCUCACGGACAGUGAUAGUGAAGAGUAUGCUGCCCUGUGUUGGACGGAUAUGAACAUUACUGUUUCAUUUUUUUUAUAAUGAAAAUCUGAAGUUCUGUAUUUGGCCAAAGGAGGGCACUACAGUAACCAUGAUAAUGUACAGUAUGUGCGUGGUGAGUUUGUUGAAGUGAGACAUGAGAACAUACAGCACAGUCAUAUCCAGCAUGGUGAAAAGAAAAUUGCAAUUUUCUUCAAAGAAUCCCUUUUGGUUGGGGAAUAUGUGAUUUAUAAUUUAAGUGUUUUCCCAUGACGCCACAGUGGUCAUUUCCACUGAACAGUGGAUGAAACUCAACAGUGCAGAAUUCCCAUUGAAAAAGGGGACACUGAACAGUUUUACUUAGUUUUACUUUCUUUUGACAGCGAAUGAUUGAUUUGGAAAUGAGCAGGGAAAUUACUUUAAAAUGAGGUUGUUUUACCUAACUAAAUAUUACAUAUGUAUGUAAGGUCAGUUCAUUGUUAACAGUUAUCUAAGCUUCUUCAGUUUAAGUCUGGUGCUGGCAAAUGAUGAGUGUUUUAUGUAUCAGUACAAAUAGUCUGUGGAAAGUUUGGUUUGAAGGAUGUAUCUUUACCUAUUACAGCAUUAUAUCUGAGGUCCAGACAAUGUUCUCUUCAAAAAUCCUCCUUUUGUUUAUCUGUAGUUUCUGAGUUCUGAGUCGUUUAUUUGGAUGUAAAUGCAGAUGUUUGUACUAUUUCUUCAAAAAAGAUGUUUUGUAUCCAUCCUGCUAUUGUAGAUUGUUACUCAGCUCUUCAGAUAUUGUAACAGCUUCGUUAAACCUUGGCUUUUAUAUGUCCUUGAUGAAACAUGUUUGUGUCUCAGCUUGGAUUCAUGACUCAACAUUUACAAGAAGUACAUCAACUUCAUCAAAUAUGCUAAACUGCUUCAAGUGCUACAUUUGAUUGCUGCUAACCCUAUUUAUUAUUGAAGGGCAAAAAAAUAAAUAAACCAACAUGUCUUGGUUUUGAAACAAA
Molecule: messenger RNA, 2217 nt
Organism: Siniperca chuatsi (mandarin fish)
Lineage: Eukaryota; Metazoa; Chordata; Actinopteri; Centrarchiformes; Sinipercidae
Product: aminoacyl tRNA synthase complex-interacting multifunctional protein 1-like
Exons: 5
Coding region: 135-1043 (302 amino acids)
Molecular function (GO): tRNA binding
Source: RefSeq, a predicted model, not a curated record